AUGGGUCUGCCAGGACAUUCCAGGGUCCCUUCAGGCCUCUCUAAAGGAUGGACAAAAGAUGCUAUAGACUAUUACAAGAUCCUGGGGGUCACUCCAAGUGCCUCCUAUGAAGAUAUUAAAAUGGCGUACAGAAUGCAGCUGAAGAAGUGGCAUCCUGAUAAAAACCCCGAUAACAAAAAAGAGGCUGAAGAGAAGUCAAAGGAGAUAAUGGAAGCAUACAAAGUGCUGUCAAAUGGUGUGCUGUCUGCUCAUGAGAAACCCAAGAAUAGUAGCCCAAGAGAAGAGGAAUCCCACACAAAAUUGGAUAAACAGAGCAUUUAUAGAGUUGAGUCCACUUCAGACAAUGACAGUGGCUCCUGUUCUGAAUACGAUGACUCAACCUUUGUUUCUACCGAUGAGUCAUCGCACUUGGAGGAUAAUCUCAGUCUUAAAUCUGGAGUGUCACCCAGUGAAUCAAGUUCUGAGCCCAGUCCUGAAAUUAGCGAGUUUUCUGAGUCCAGUGAACUGAGUUCAGACUCAGAAUCUGAGUUUAACAAUUCAGACCCUAGCAAGUCCCUUCCCUGUGUGCAGGAGAAGUCCCACCCAAAGAAUAACAAGACAAAACAAAAUAAAUUAUCUACCAAAGAAGCAGAUUUUCAGGCGAGAAAUUAUCUCAGGAGGCAGGAGGGAAGAAAUGGGUUACAGACUGAGAUGAAAACAGGGUCUGCUGUGAAAAGUGAGCUGCAUGCUAAAAACAGGAAGCCCAGUCAAGAACCUUUUAGUGAGAAAAGUGAGAAUUGCAAUGGGAAGAGAAAGGCUCAGACAGGAAAGAGUAGGCCGUACAAAGAAAAAAUUAAACAGGAUGAAAUCCUAGAGAUCCAAAUGGGGAACCCCAAGCUACCAAAGUUAGAAACUGAACCAUAUAGUGGGGAGAGAAAGAGACAUACCAUUAAGAAAAAAGAGCAGAAUGGGAAAUCUGAGCUUCACAGCAAGAAAAAGCUUCAGAAAGGGAAGACUGAUGGUCUUCCUGGAAAGCAUGAAAUGCAAAUUAAGAAGCCUCCAGCACGGAAGAGCAGGUCUUACCCCAAAGAGGAGCUGGAUGCCAGAACUGGACAGCAAAAAAGACUUGACCAACCUGAUUUAGGUCCCGGAUACAAGAGAUAUGCUAGAAAGAAUACUGUUUCAUUGUCCCCCCAAAAGGGUGCACGGGAUGGGAAGGCAGAUGUGCAAUCACAAAAGAAUGAGCUGAAAGUUGGUAAGGCAAGAUCUCCUCAAAAGAAAGAAGUUCAGACUAGCAGAAGCAAGUUGCAUGCAGGGAAGAGCAAGGUGAACAUCCAGCAAAAUGAUUUACAUGCUAUAAGGAACAAUGUGAAUGUCCAAAAAGGGGAACCGCAGGCUGGGAAGAGCAAGAUAAAUGUCCGAAAAAGUGGAUGGUCUGAUGGGAGAGUGAGAAAAGCAGCCCCUGAGGCCAAAGAGAGAGCUGUGGAGAACAACAGGCCACCUUACACGUGGAAAGUACCAGCUACUGUCUGGCUUGGUCCAGCAGAAAAUGCAAACAGAUUUCCAUUUGGUGGGACAGCUGAAUUACUGUGUGGCCAAAAAGCUUUAUCAGAUAAAAGAAAACCAUACGGAACAAAUCCGCCUUUGCAGAGUAACCAGGGAGCAAAUAUCCAGGCAUGGAAUAGAAUAAACCAAUUGCAUCUGAAGAAGAACUACCUUCCACACAUUGGUGGUUCAUUUCAAGAGGGGAAAACUUGGUCACCAUAUAUAAACAGUCCCACUGAAAGAUAUACUUCAGAUGCCUCAUUUUCCUGUCCAAGAUGUUCCCAGUGCUGGUGCAAAUGGUUUCACCAUACUCUGUGA
Python bivittatus (Burmese python) is the source of this 1842-nucleotide messenger RNA. The record is from RefSeq and is a predicted model, not a curated record. Lineage: Eukaryota; Metazoa; Chordata; Lepidosauria; Squamata; Pythonidae.